Anolis sagrei ordinatus is the source of this 4273-nucleotide messenger RNA. It is a transcript of the gene TMEM204, whose product is annotated as transmembrane protein 204. The record is from RefSeq and is a predicted model, not a curated record. Gene Ontology annotation, biological process: lymph vessel development; smooth muscle cell differentiation; regulation of vascular endothelial growth factor receptor signaling pathway. NCBI's taxonomy places the organism in Eukaryota, Metazoa, Chordata, Lepidosauria, Squamata, Anolidae. Gene Ontology annotation, cellular component: plasma membrane.
ACAUCCUGUUCAUAUCUAACUGCUGUGGCAGGGGCUCUGUUAGUUGCAGUCGGCUACGCCCUGAGGGCUCACCAAAAACAUCCACAAAAACAACUGUUUCCUCUCUCCAUUGAGAGACAGGAGGGAAAAACUUCCUUACAGCCGAGGUUCAGCUUUCCUGUUUCUGUUGCUCACGGGUCUGAUAUCUGCUGAAGAACAGGGAAAGCGGAGAAGAUUUCCUUGGAAUCCACCAGCCUUCCUAGACUCCUUGGAGAUAACAGCAUUUUUGGUGUUCCUCAGAAUUUACUUUGGCAGUGGAUUUGCUUUCGUGGUGGGAUGUUUUGAAGCUGGAGAGCUGCACAAUUUUGGAGCUUCUGCUGCUCAACUCUUAUAUGUGGGCAUUAAUCUCUUGUCACAGCUGUGCUCCAGAAGGAUGAAGUGCCCUUCAACAUUAUCAGACAACGCUAUUGUCUAAGAAGGCGGCAUUCUCAACCUUGUUCCGCAAAUCAAGACUUGGAAAAUAUGCAACCCUUUCAGCUUGUCAUCAGCUCGGCUCUGCUCAAAGUGCAGGAAGGUGGAUAAAGCACAGUUUGGCAACACGGCAUUGUGGGAGUAUUGAUCCUAUUCUUUUCAUAUGGAUUACGUUUCCUGGCCUAUCAUUUCUUUGUGCAAUCAGACAUACCUUAGAAUCUGACUUUGAGAAUGAAUGGUGAUGUUCUCUAGCCAUCCAUAACAGCGUCCUGUGCUUACGUUCCACCUGCAGUACCUAAAUGCUCUACGACUGACUAGGACUCUUCCAUCUUCUACAAAGAGUGCCUACCAGCAGUGGAGGACAGUCAGAUAUGACUGUCCAGAAACUGGUAGCCACAGCUGUGUUAGUAGCUCUGGUCUCCCUUAUCCUCAACAAUGCUGCUGCUUUCACCCCCAACUGGGUGUACCAGACCUUGGAGGAUGGGCGCAAGCGCAGUGUGGGGCUGUGGAAGAUGUGCUGGCUGUCAGAGAAGGGGAAAGGUGGCGCCAGCACAAGUGCCAGGCAUGGGCAAGGAACAGAGCAAGAAUGUGAACCUUUAGGCUGGGGCACAGAGCCCGCUGGGUUCCAGGAAUCUCGUAGCACAGUCAAACUGCAAUUCGACAUGAUGCGGGCCUGUAACGUGAUUGCCACAGUCGCUUUGACAGCUGGUCAGCUUCUCUUCGUAAUGGGACUGGUUGAACUGCCCAUUAUUUCUCAGGAUACACAAUGGUGGGAAGAAGCCACCGCUGCCGUCUUUCAGCUUGCCAGUUUUGCCCUGGUCAUUGGGCUGGUCACCUUCUACCGCAUAGGACCCUACACAACGCUGUCCUGGUCCUGUUACCUGAACAUUGGGGCUUGCCUUUUGGCCACCCUGGGCGCGGCCAUUCUCAUAUGGAACAUCCUUCACAGACGGGAAGACUGCAUGGCACCCAGGGUCAUCGUGAUCAGCCGCACCUUGACCGCUCGCUUCCGGCGAGGUCUGGACAAUGACUAUGUUGAGUCGCCAUGUUGAGAAUGUGUGGUGGGCAGAAAGGAAAAUGCUCCGGAGAAGAUUUUAAAAAUGGAUUUCUUUCUAUAAAUAUGCCACUUUAUUUAAAUCCUCAAGAAAACCACGACAUUCACAUGUCUAUUAAAGAAGCCCAAUAUUAUUAUUUGGAUGGGCUACAUCUAUAUAUAAUAUGCCUCUGAUGUACAGUGUAAAAUACUAACCACUAAACAACCCUGAUGGAAUGCCAGUCAAAAGGUAGAUGAUUCAAACUGUGUGAGAUAUAAAGUGGAUGAAGUUUUGUGAGGGAGUGGGAGUGAAAAUGGGGGAACAGCCAGUUCAACAGUCCAAGCUCUCGAUCUUUUUACGAAAAAAACGUUAGCCUGUAUUUCAUAACAGGCAAACAAGCUCAAGGGUUCUUGGCCCUUUUGCAGAACCAACAACUGAACAGUUUGAAAGAGGAAACAACAAAUUAACCCGACUCACUAUUUUUGCAAUGUUUUUGUAACACUUGAUGGGAUGCACAAAAUCUAAGUGGAUAAAAAUACUUCUGUAUCAAAGCUGGGCAAGUCCAUCAAUCACAGGCACAGCUUAUCAGGUAUUGUGAAAACAUCAUUUUUAAGAAAUGAAAGUUUAUUAUUUUAAACAUGUCUUCUGUGAUAUUUUAGGAAACUUUAUUCUGUUGAGAAAGAGGUACAUCCUAAAGAUCACCGUUCUAAAAUGUGCUCCAUUUAUAGUUAUUCAAAGCAGAAAUGUUUUGUUCCUCUUUCCAUUAAGUUCCAACAAAUAAAUGUAGCUGUGCGGCUUUUCCAGAUAUGUAUGGAUUACAACUCUCAGGUUGCUGGAAAUUACAUUUGAAUAUCUGGAAGGCCAUACAAUUCUCAACCCAGGGUGUCAAACCAAUAAUUAAGUUCAAAAUUGAUGGCUGGCCAUUGCCAUACUUGAUGCCACUUUGUUUUAAGUACCAAAGAUGCCAAGUCUCGUACCAAGAUAUGAACUAUCAAAGUUACUGGGAUGUGAAGGCAGGAAUGGGAAAUAUUGCAUAUUUAAGUUUCUUGGAAGGAAAAAAAAAGUAUUAUUUCUUAUUUAAAUGAUAGGAAUGCAAAAAAUGCCUUUCAAUAGGAAGUCCUAAUCUUUUUGCUGUACCAUGGGGAUGUUCAUUGUCCAAUGACCAGGACACAUAAAAAGGUAAGAGUAGUAGAAAGUGACAUCUGUAGCACAUGAAAGGAAAUGUGAACUGGCCUCCCCAAUCUAUUAGUUCACUUAAGCAAAAUAUUUGGCAACGAUGGGAGAGGUUGCUCUACUACACAGUCAACCAACCAAGUUUUAUGGACAUGUGAAUCGCUUCAUAUUUAAUGUCUCUUUAUCAGAGACCUUUAAAAUAUAUAAUAAUCUGAAAUCUGUCCUUCAUUUUCAUGCUGGCAUCAACCAUUCACUCCCCACUUCCACCCUGUCAUUUUCUUCACAAAAUACAUUAUCAAGCUGGUUCUUGAUUUCCAUUGUGAUGAGGUGCUACAUAGACAAGUUGAAUGAACUCAAGCCCAAAUAUAUUGUGGGUAUUUUAAGGCUCACAGAUAUUUACAGUUCGUUUGGAAUUACAUUUUCCCUUCCAUGGAAGCACUAUAUCACCCGAAGCUUUUUAUUUCAAAAAUAAGUCUCUGGCUUUUGUAUAUGCAUUGGUUUGUUUUGAUGUGUAACAGCAAAAUAUCAAAACAAGUAGAGAAGUUGUGAAGCAUGUUUUCUGCUUCCUUGGAGACUAGGACGCAGAACAAUGGCUUCAAACUACAAGAGAGGAGAUUCCAUCUGAACAUGAGGAAGAACUUCCUGACUGUGAGAGCCGUUCAGCAGUGGAACUCUCUGCCCCGGAGUGUGGUGAAGGCUCCUUCUUUGGAAGCUUUUAAACAGAGGCUGGAUGGCCAUCUGUCAGGGGUGAUUUGAAUGCAAUAUUCCUGCUUCUUGGCAGGGGGUUGGACUGGAUGGCCCAUGAGGUCUCUUCCAACUCUUUGAUUCUAUGAUUCUAUGAUUCUAUAAACUCUUUCUUCAAAGCAGUUCUAUUUGCCAUGGUAUUUCUAAAGGCUAUCAAACCAAUUAUAAUUGAAGUUUGAAAAACCUGUAUGAAAGUAUCACAGCAAGUCUCCAGAAUGUCUUAAAAUAAGACUUGUCAGAACAUCUUGGUAAGACUAUAUACUGCAGUGGUUCCCAACCUGUGGUCCAUGGACCGCCAGUGGUCCCCAAGAACGAAAAGAUGCUCCAUGGCCUCACCAUUACUAAACCACUGCCUCGAAACCAUGUGGCAACAAGAGCAACUGGUCUUGCGAAACCCUUUUAUAGUGCCGAGGCAAUGGGGAUGUCAGGAGGGGAGACGCUGACUACCUACAAAAGAUUACUACUACCACAUCAGUUCUAGAUUAUUAAAUAUGGUUUUCUGUGGCCGAGCAGAUGGUGACUACUGGAUGGCAUAUGUUCUGUAUCAGAAAUUAGAGCUGACGUGGACUAUCCAAUGCAAUUUUCUGUAUCAGCACCCUAAAAUAACUUAACUGUAUCUAAAGUUGACCAAAACAUGAUUUGUAACCCUUUUGGAGAAUGGUCCCUGGUCAAAGUGGUCCCUGUUCAAGUGGUCCCUGGUUUUUUUUAAAAAAAGGUUGGGAACCACUGCUAUAUAGGGACCCAAAUAAUCAAAAAAUGGGCUGUAUCUCAGUCUGACUGACUUGGCUUUUUUAAAGGAAAGAUCUACAUUUGCUGAAAAUUAAAUGUACUCUCAUUAACUGCAAUUAAAAUAUGUAUUUAAAAUAUCAGAA